Messenger RNA from Auanema sp. JU1783, 870 nucleotides. The record is from the annotation of a GenBank genome assembly. Lineage: Eukaryota; Metazoa; Nematoda; Chromadorea; Rhabditida; Rhabditidae.
AUGACGUUGAGCAAGGCUAUCAAUUCAACGAUAGUUACGCGUUUCUCGAGUGGGCGAAUACUAAACCAACUUAGGCAUACGUCAGCGGGUCCACCACCUGUGCCACCUCCAGCUCCUGAUUCUAUUCGUUACAAAUGGGAGAAGUAUUUAGAAAAAUGGCCCAAAAUUGCAUCCUUGAAUAAAUUGGUCUUUGACGGGUCCAAAUGGUGUUUGAAUGACAUCAAAACAUAUUUCAAUCUCAGAAAAAACAUGUUAAGCGGGAAAACUACUAUAGAAAAGUUGUCGACAUCGGACUUAGAAGUCUUAGUGCAGACACCAUCUGAAACACUCAAAGCGUUAACAAUCAUAGUUCUGCUCCCGCUACCUGCAACCUUCUACCUUAUUGGGUUCUGCGUUGUUUUCUUCCCUCGCAUAGUUUUGACCCGGCAUUUCUGGACGGAUGAUCAACGCAAGGAGUUCUUUGCUAUGGAAAUUAAUAAGUCGAACACCAUGUACGACGGUAUUCAUCAAGCUCUUAAAGAGCCCAAAUCUAUUGAAGACAUAAAGCUACCAAACGUGGGAGAACUUACUUUGGAUCUAUCCACGAAAAUAAGUCAGCUACAGGGUUUCUAUCCAAUACCAUUCACUAAUGGCCGACUAGCUAAAAGAGUGCGUCUCCUCCGCCGACUUGACGAGACUCUUGCUAGCUAUCUAGACACGUUGACAUCACAACAACUAUUAUUCCAUAUGUACAUUCGUCGGCUAGACUACACAAAUCUGAGCGAUGACCAAAUUCGCAGGAAGCUGAGGGAUUGGGUCGGGAUGACAUCUUCUCUCAGCGACUCCGCUUACUUAGUUGCUCCAGUUUAUUUCAACAAGCUCAGGCAAUAG